AUGGACGAGUUCACAGCCAAUCGGACCACCCGACAGCCGUUCACAGACGCCAGCAGCAGGCUCAAUGUCAAGUCCUCUAACUGGGAAUAUGAUGGAGGGUCCGAAGGAGAUUACUUGAAAUCGGAUCCUAUGUCAAUCAUGACAAGCCAAAUACCAUCAAAGGACAAUAAUUACAGUGACUUCCUACCAUCGACCCCCUGCCCGCAGACGCCUUCCAAGCGAGUCUCCGCCGUGUCGGCAGCAUCUACAGUCCUGUCCGGCAGAGGGAAGAGAAAGACACACGUCGGACCAUGGCACUUGGGAAGAACGCUGGGAGAGGGUGCUACGGGGCGUGUGAGACUAGCCAAGCAUGCUAUUACGGGACAAGAAGCUGCCGUCAAGAUCGUGUCCAAGAAGUCUGCUAGGAUGGUUCAAAGCGAAAGUAUUGCCGCCAUGGACCGUCGUGCCAGCAACUUCGCUGGCAAUACAGCUCGGCCGAUGCCCUGCGGUAUUGAGCGGGAAGUGGUUAUCAUGAAACUAAUCGAGCAUCCCAAUGUUAUCAGUCUCUACGAUAUCUGGGAGAACCGAGGAGAGCUGUAUCUUGUUCUCGAGUACGUCGAGGGCGGUGAUUUAUUUAGUCAUGUCUUUAACAAUGGCGCUCUGCCGGAGGAGGAAGCAGUGCGACUAUUUCGCCAGGUUAUCGCUGGUCUUGGCUUCUGCCAUCGAUUCAAUAUCUGUCAUCGAGAUCUUAAACCAGAGAACAUUUUGUUGGACUCAUGGCAGAACAUCAAGCUUGCAGACUUUGGAAUGGCGGCACUGCAACCGACUGGUCACUGGCUAAAAACAUCGUGCGGAAGCCCUCAUUAUGCCGCCCCAGAAAUCACCUACGGGAACCCAUACCGUGGUGAUCGAGCAGAUAUCUGGAGCUGUGGUAUUAUUCUCUUCGCGUUGUUGACGGGGUACCUGCCAUUUGAAGGACAUGACGUUCCCAGUACACUUAAGAAGGUGCGACUGGGCAAGUACAGAAUCCCCGACGAGGUCAGCUAUGAAGCUGCAGAUUUGAUACAGCGGAUUUUGCUGCCCAGGCCAGAGCACCGCCUUACAGUACAAGAAAUAUUCGACCACCCGCUGUUGAAGAAGUAUGAAAAGCUACAUCAAGCCAUGUCUAAGCACCACGUCGGGCCGCCACCACCUCUAUCUGCUUACGAGUGUGGUGAUCCAGUUGGCAGUGUCCAAGAGAUUGACAUAGAGAUUCUUCAGAACCUGCAGACCUUGUGGCACGGAGCAAAGCCAGAGGCCCUGGUGAACAGAAUCCUAUGCCUGGAGCCAACGCAAGAGCGCAUGUUCUACAAUGCGCUGGUGAGGUUCCGAGAUGAGCAACUGGAAAACUUCCAGGGACAGCCACUGGAGUAUUCAGCCAGUGACUAUCAUCAUAUUUCACGACGGCCUAUGCGGGCGAGGAGCAAGCGAUCCCCGAGCGCUCAUAGCCAAUAUGGAUCUCUGAGACGACAGCAGUUUUCGACCAAGAAGCAGGGUCAGCGUCGUGCCGGUUCGAUCAAGGAGCCCAUGUCAUCCGCCAGCUACGACCCGUUCCGGUCGCCACGCAAUGUUCAGAUACCGGAAGCGGAGUAUGCGCAUGUCACGAUUCAUCGCGAUUCAUCGGCCGCUACCAUCAGAACGGCUGCCGGGGUGAUUGAAAGGCCAGCAAACCCUACUCCUGACGAGGACUUGGACGAAGACAGCGAGUGCCUAUCAAGCUCACCUUUUGCAGUAGUGCGCAACAAAAAGCCCAGGGGAAGUUCUAUGAAGACUUCACAUUCUCGGGCAUCACAAACGAGCUCCCGUCGAGGAACGGCACAAACGCAUACGCCACGCUCGACCAGUUACCGCCGUAAUGUUUCUUUCCACCACAUCCGGCAUCGAUCCCAAGGUUCAGCUUCUGGAAAAUCAAAGCAAACGCCGUCGAAGCAGGUGUCCGCUAGAAGGCAAAUGAGCCACAGCAGCCUCGAUGUGCCGAAUGAUGCUUUCCCAGACCGCCACGGCAGUCCUGCCUUGCCAGCUCAACCGACCGUUGUCCGUGGCCCCGGCGUAGCAGUUCGAAGCUGCCCACAGCCAAAGAAGCUACGCGACACCGACUUCAUCUGGAAGGACGAAACGCGCCAGAUUUCUCAAGAAUUGAGCAAGAUAUGUGAAGAUGCAUUCAACGGCAGCUCUAUGUCUACCGGAUGCACGACUAGCGUUUGCGGUGGCACCGAGACACCUCCUACCUCUGUUUCCAUCGCCAGCCCCGAGAACUCGCAGCACCAAAUCACAGCCAAUAGGGCCAAGGGUAGAGUAUUGCCCGAUACGCCGAAUUCAUCACCUUCCCAGGGCACCGCAGAUCUUGCUGAUACUCGUCGCUGGUUGAUCAAGCAGUCAAGACAGGAACCUUCUGACACACUUCCUACUUAUUUGUCAGGUGUGAUCAAUCAACUGGAUCGUCUGAUUGAGGAGGACGCUGCAGCCAAGCAAACCAAGAGACAGCAGAAUCUGAACGAGUUUACAUCUUGGACAAAUGAUCCGUUCAUGAGCUCUUCCGCUGAACCAGGCCAUCUCCCCAUCAUUUCCGAGGAAAUAAAUAGCCCCGUCGAAAGCAAAAAUAAACCGCCCGCUGGCCGAGUUGAAGAGCCCAAGGCAUUACCUGCCAUAGGAACUCUCGGCACGAGUAUGAAACUCGAGCCCAAGACAACAAUCCGCAUGGUGCCUCACGAUUCGAUGCGUUCCCUCGCAGAGGUCAAACCCUUAAACAUUCGCAAGAAAGGCAAAGAACCUGACUCCGAACUGGCAGGCGACGGCAGAGAUCGGUCUAUGAGAUUCGUUUCUGCACCAACUCGGUCGAGUCGAAACGUUUCUGGACUGGAUCCUAUCGAGGAACACCCCGGACCUCAGGCGUAUGGUGAUGGCAGACCCCAGGAGAACAAGAAAUGGUCCUGGUUCAGACACAGGUCUUACGGAUCUAGAGAGAACAUGGCAAAAUUCGUCAAGGAUAGGCCUAUUCAACCCAGCGCCGAGACGGUCAUCGUUCACGAUACCAAACAGCCGGAGGAGCGACCUACUACAAGUCGAAAGUCAUCAGCCGAGUCGAUUGGGGGUCUCUUCAAGAAACUCAUCAAACGUAAGCCAAGUAAGACUGCUCUUAAUGGGCCUAGUCAAGCGAAGACCAAGUUCAACAAAAACAAGCAAAAGCCUCUUCCCCGCCGCCCCCGCUGCAGUACCACCACCAACAAGAGCACAAACUGGUUCGCCCGCGUCUUCCAAAUCAAACCCGCCACGCGAGUGAUGGCCCUAAACACAACCAAACUCCAGGGCCGCAAAGAAGUCUUCCGCAUCCUCCGCGAAUGGAAGCAAUACGGCCUUGAAGACGUCUACCUCGACAAGACCAACAGCGUGAUCCAUGGCCGCGUGGGGGAAGUAAACUUCCUGCGCCUACGACCCGUCGAGUUCUCUGCGGAGUUCUAUACGGUGCUUGAGCAUAAGUGCGAGGCGAAUUUGAGUGUUGUUAGGUUUCGGCAGGUGAGGGGCGCUGCGUCGUCGCUUGGGAAGGUUGUUGAUAGCUUGGGCGUUGUCAUGGGGCAGCGGGAGUUGCUCGUGCAGGAUCCGGGGAAGGCAAAGAAGAUGGCGAGUGUUUUUGAUGAUUUUGCGGAUUAG
This is a messenger RNA of Aspergillus ruber CBS 135680, 3666 nucleotides long. Its product is annotated as serine/threonine-protein kinase. The transcript is spliced from 3 exons. Lineage: Eukaryota; Fungi; Ascomycota; Eurotiomycetes; Eurotiales; Aspergillaceae. Gene Ontology annotation, cellular component: cytoplasm. The coding region runs from base 1 to 3666 and encodes 1221 amino acids. Gene Ontology annotation, molecular function: ATP binding; protein serine/threonine kinase activity. The record is from RefSeq and is a predicted model, not a curated record. Gene Ontology annotation, biological process: protein phosphorylation; intracellular signal transduction.